Messenger RNA from Trypanosoma brucei brucei TREU927, 1188 nucleotides. RefSeq lists its product as hypothetical. NCBI's taxonomy places the organism in Eukaryota, Euglenozoa, Kinetoplastea, Trypanosomatida, Trypanosomatidae. The transcript has a single exon. Gene Ontology annotation, molecular function: metal ion binding. The record is from RefSeq and is a predicted model, not a curated record. Bases 1 to 1188 code for a protein of 395 amino acids.
AUGCCUGGUUGCCUUUCGGCGCUGGCGUCGCAUGUGGAAUCAGCAUCUGUGGUCAGUACCAAGUCGAAACGUAAAAGGAAAAGUAAGAAGAAGGCUUUGUACGACCAAUAUCUUGCUGACUCAGGCAGCGAAGACUCAUCUGAACUGAGCAAAAAUGUGAACGGAACUCCAAGCAAGUAUGAAUAUGAAGAAUUUGAACCCGGUAUGGAUAUAAAUAUUCUCAUUCAACAAACUAUUCAGAAUGUUGUGCAGAGCGUAUGUUUAGAAGAUUGUGACGGCCUAUCACAAUUUGGCGACAAUGAUUUAAUUUGUUUUAGCGCGGCAGUGAAACAUAAUAGUUCUAUUCUUUCUCUUCAAAUCCGGUACCUUGAUGUUUCGGAUGUGUCACUUGUACCUCUGUGCCGUGCACUUGAGUGCCAUCCUUCUAUUCGGGCUCUGGAUCUAUCGGGGACCAGGGGUGGCCGCCCCUCUGUCAAAGCGGUCUUUCAACUUGUGUGCACAAAUCCUAAUAUAUUGUUUGUUCGCCUGGACGAUACGAUGGUAUCCCCACACGACGCUGAGGAUAUAAGGGUUGCUACCCUAUAUAAUGCUUUGGCAUGCCCUGAUCCCACUAACAAUCCCUUUUAUUUAGGGUUGUUGCGAAAAAUAAGCGACAUAGAAGAGGAAAAGCAGAAAUACAAAGAACAGCUAUCGGAACAGUUGUGGCUUUUUUCAAGUCGACCCCAAAACAAUUUAAAUUCGGGUAAGGAGAAAAAGGUUGGAUUCAGUGAAAAGGUAUCAGAGUCUCGAAUAGGCGCUGAUGUUUGUGCACAGUUUAUGUCUGGGAGGUGUGCAUACGGGUCACGGUGCAGGUACAUUCACCCUGAUAAGACCACCGCACUUAGGAACGCAAUUGCCCUUAGUAAAUAUAAGAUGGCGCAGAUGAUCGAUGACGACGCGAAAUCAGUUAAAAGCAGCGCAACUUCCCUUGGACAGACUGGAAGGGGUAGGUUGCAGAGUAGACUUCGUCCAACGAAUUUUACUAUGAAUAAAGUGCAUUGUGCGGUCGCCACUGUGCAUGAAGGUUCGGUUGAACAGUGUAGUGCAGGCUCGAACGAGGAAGCGGCUGACGUAGCUUUGAGGUUGUCCAUUUGGACAUUUGCUCUUGUUACUGCUGUUUGCAGUGUUGUGCUGAUCGUGGUUUACUGA